Rhagoletis pomonella (apple maggot) is the source of this 1734-nucleotide messenger RNA. RefSeq lists its product as uncharacterized. NCBI's taxonomy places the organism in Eukaryota, Metazoa, Arthropoda, Insecta, Diptera, Tephritidae. The record is from RefSeq and is a predicted model, not a curated record.
UGUGAAAAAUGCAUACGCGCUGCACGCAGAAAUUUUUCAUUUUGUUCAAUUUAUUGGCAACACUGUCACAACACUUGCCACCACGAUGGCCGCACCAGCAAAUUGCGACAAUUAUUGUGUCAGCAACAGCAGUGGCAACAAAAACGACGACAACAACAACAACAGUAACUGCGGCCACUACAAGUGAGAUUGCUGGAGGAACUGCAGCAGCUGCAACAACGGCGGCUGAGCCGGCGACAGCUGCAAGGACAACAUCCGCAUCCGCUUUUGUUGAUGAAGUGUUGCCGCAUAAUGACAGUGUUGCCACUACAACAUUGCAUGCAAAAUCCAUUGACAGCGAUGGCAGCAACAAAGCGAUGCACAAAAACAGUAACAGUAUCAACAACAACAACAGCAACGCCGAUGACUUCGAGCAGCUGCUGGCGCACAAAUUACAGGAAGAGGCGAUGGAGGCAAUGGGGCCAUCCGCUACGCCGGACCAUUUACUCUCUCGCAAACGUCGUUAUUUGAUCUUUCCGGAGGGCAGCUCUUUUCAAUUGGUUUACGACGGCAUCUAUGGCAUCGUUGAUUAUACCAACUACUUGAUUCUCGGCAUCACUGUCGCUUUGGCCUGGGAGUUACCGAGUAAACCGCAAAGUGAAGUCAUCGAAGAAAUCGCCAAUCGGCUAAAAGAUGGUAGACUUGAGGUCAGACGUAACGACACAUCAACACGCAUUACAUAUGUCGACACCAAAAAGAAUCAAACGCAAACAACAACAAAGCAGCAGCAGACAUAUCAAUCUGUGAACACCUUACGGCCCACUUACAUCGAUCUUAUGACAUUGACAAGUCCUGCUGCCGCUGCCGCAGCCGCCAAGAAGAGUGACCAGAAGUACUACUACGCGAAUACAGGCCAACUGCCGGCUACCUUCCAUGCGCCAUUGCAUCAGAAAUAUUAUUAUUAUAAGGGAAGCAAUAAAUAUGAUAACAGUAAAAGCCAUUACGGAAAGUAUCACAUGUUGCGGCGUCCUAUAGACAGUUACUAUCACCGUACACAAGUGACGCCGCGACCAACUGGUGGAUACUACAAGCAAAGGCCGAACGAUUGGCGACGUAAGGACACCAAUUACUACUAUGGGGCCACCAUUAAAUACAGACAGACAAACAACAGCAAAAGCAACAAUAACAAGGGCUACAACUUGAGCACGCUGAAAGUGAAUCCUUUCAGCAAGUCAGGCGCGACACACCAACGACGACUUCCAUCUGCUUUGCAGAGUUACACACCGCAAGCGAAAGUUGGCCGCGACGGUGUUGGCAGUCAGUAUCCUUGGUGGAAUCUGGCUACGAGACUAUCGAAUUCAUUGCGUAGAAAACCAAUUCCCUCAAGACGUAUUGACGGUAGCAGUAGUCAGGCAGCACAACGCAAACAACACCAACAGCCCGCUAGACAACUAAAGCAGCAACAGCAACAAUCCGCAUCCGGAUUUUAUCGACAGCCACCUGCCACAGCGCGGAAGCAUCGAAUUUAUCCGGUUUUCGGUAAACGUAGCAUAGCAGAUGAGCCUCCAACGGCAGUGGCAACAGCUGCAGAAAUUCACAGCAACAACAACAGCAGCAGCAAGCAAUGCCGCAUCAUCGACAACGCCGCAGCGGCAUCGUCGGCCCGGAAUUGACUCGCAUCGAACGCAUUCAUAUACGCCAUCAUCGCAGCACAAGGCAAACGCUCUACGAGAAGAUUGAAAAGUAUCUGGACAA